GGCAUCCAGGCUCCAGGACCGUCCCUAGAACCCAGGGCGCAGCAGCCGCGGGGAUCAGGUGUUACGCGUGUCCGCAUUUAACCCGGGGUCCUGGAGGGGGCAGUUAGCAAAUUACCCCGGAUUAACCCGCCCGGGAUUAAACCAGCCCCCUCCCCUGGGGUGGGCACACGGCACUGUAGUACCAGGGGAUAACUGAGGCAGCCUGUCAGCGUGCUUCUCUAGGGUCUAUUUCAUUUGAUCAGUGUUGAGGGCCCAGACACGUGCACUUAGCUCAGGAUAACCCCCCUCGCCCGGCCUCCAGCUCCAGGGCCCCCCAGAACCAGGGCGGGGUCUGGGGGGAUCUCAGAGGCGUCUCCCACCCCAUACUCUUCCCUAGAAGAGAUCAGACCAAGAAGGCUUCAAGGGGGUAGGGAAGUGCCUUGGACACCUGGGUUCUCUCUAGGCAAGAGCUGCUAGACGUGGGAGCCCGAACACCUCGGUUCUUUCCCUGCUCUGGGAGGGGAGUGGAGCCCAGCUGAAGGGAGCCGGAUGCCAAGCCAGGACUCCUGGGUUCCCAACCCCUCGGCUUACCCCCGCGCGGGGCCAUUCACCCGCCAAGAGCUUGAAGAGCAGGGGAGGGGGCGACUUUCAGGUCGUCGCAUUUAGCCAGGGAGGAGCGCAGGGGAGGGCAGGCCGCAGCGGUGCGGGGGACCAGGACACCCGGGUUUUUUCCAGCCUGGGAGAGGAGCGGGGUUAGAGCAGGAGAGAAGGGGCUGUGAGCCAGGACGCCCAGGUUUCCUGAGAAGGGCUGGAACAUGGCGGGGGAGGCUGGGCGCCUGGGUUCCCCCUGCUUCAGUUGCCCGGACGCCGGGCUUCUCCGCUUGACUGCACGCACCUGCUCUCAGGUGAGCCCCUCCCUCGGGGCCUUGGCAGCCAGGUGUGCGCCCCGCCCAGGUGCAGGGGGGCGGUACCUGUCGGUCUCAGGUGUAGGGGGCGGGGCCGCGGGUCACGUGAGCAGGAGGAAGGGCGGGGCCGGACCGAAGGAGCUCGGGGAGGACGACCGACGAACGCGGCGGUUGGGGACCCCGUGGUCUUCCCCAGAAGCAGCUGCAUCUCACUGAAGGCUCGGCUACAUAUACCACCCUGAGAAGCUGAUUAAUUGGGGGGGGUCACUAUAUCCCCCCCCAGUCGGGGGUGAUGGCAGAACUGCCCCCGCUGGCCCUGCUGCUAGCAGCAAUGCUACAGACCAUAGUCCACCCAGCCCUGGGCCAAGAGGCCAACACGACCAGCAGUAACCGCACAGACGGUCCAGCUGCUUCCUCAGGGCUCACGGCAGGGGAGGUGGCAGCCAUCAGUGUGUGCAGCAUCUUCGGGGGGCUGCUGCUCCUGGGGCUCCUGGUCUUCGGGGUGCUGAAGCUGCGGGAGAAACGGCAGACAGAGGGCACCUACCGACCUAGCAGUGAGGAGCAGGCGGGUGCCCGCGUCGGGCCCAGCCCCCACCUCAAACUGCCCCCUGAGGAGCGACUCAUCUGAGAUCCUCCCAGACUUCUGCCCCCUCUUGGACUCCUGCCCCCCAUCUACGGGGAACCAUGCUGGGGCAGGGGACAGUUGCAGCUGCCUUGCUACCCUGCGGUGCUUCCUGGUGGCUGAAGCAAUAGGGGGGGGGGGCCCAGACAGCACCCCCUCUGGACUGGUCUUUAUUCCUGCAUCUGUCUGUCUGUCCUGCAGAAGGGGCUGGUGCUGGAUCUGCCCCCAUGAGUGUUCCCUGGUGGCUGAGCCCAAGAAGGGGGGUCCCUGACAGCCCCUCACCCCACACUGGUCUCUCCAGUGUCCCUUUGUCUGUCCAGGCUCGGGGUGGGGGUUGGACUUGUGCUCCCUGGUGGCCAAAGCAAUAGGUGGGGUCCUGCCCCUUGCCCACUGGACUGGUCUCUACCCCUGCUCCCCUGGGCACAGCCCCCUGUGUCUGUCUUGUGGGGGUAGGGGGUCGGGCUGAUGCUGCUCUAAUCUGUCCCCCCACUCCCCUCCCCUUCAAUGGCUUUGAAUGGAUGUUUAAUAAAAUCCUGGGUUUGGUA
Molecule: messenger RNA, 2051 nt
Organism: Alligator mississippiensis (American alligator)
Lineage: Eukaryota; Metazoa; Chordata; Crocodylia; Alligatoridae
Gene: CRB3
Product: crumbs cell polarity complex component 3
Exons: 4
Coding region: 1177-1512 (111 amino acids)
Source: RefSeq, a predicted model, not a curated record